This is a messenger RNA of Ustilago hordei, 2778 nucleotides long. RefSeq lists its product as uncharacterized. Gene Ontology annotation, molecular function: protein binding. Lineage: Eukaryota; Fungi; Basidiomycota; Ustilaginomycetes; Ustilaginales; Ustilaginaceae. The coding region runs from base 1 to 2778 and encodes 925 amino acids. Gene Ontology annotation, biological process: transcription by RNA polymerase III. Gene Ontology annotation, cellular component: transcription factor TFIIIC complex. The record is from RefSeq and is a predicted model, not a curated record. The transcript has a single exon.
AUGCCCGCUACAUCCUCCAAGAGAGCAACACCGGCGCGGAAGAAGGCAAAGCUUGCCCACGACUCGACGAGUGCUGACAAAGAGGCAAGCAAUGGACCCGUAUCAGAGGCUCAGACUCAAGUGCAAUACGUCGAAGCGUCCGCAUCCGCUUCAUCACCGUCGCGAAACAGACCAAGACGAUCAACGCAAAAAGUGACCGUCGACUAUGCGAUCGAGCCAUCUCCAGAAGAGUCUCCUGAGCCAAGCACUUCAACUCCAACCUCGCCACGAUCCGCUGCCACCGCUCUCGCAACACCGACUGCCAGCACUCCGCAAGUGAUAUUUGCAACACCACCUCCAAAAAACAGUGCAAAAGGCAAAGGCAAAGCAAGAGCCAAGUCAGAAGACGAAGACUACAACGAUGAUGCGGCCGAUGAAACAUCCUCUCGCAGAGAUCCCGACCUGGAGAUAUUCACCCUGGAAGGUCCGAUACAUGAUGUUAAUAGGGUGCAGCUCAAGACUAGCAAAGCGAAGGCGAUGCGCCCGUUUUGGUUACAGGGUGCUGUUCAGCCAACUUUCUUUGGUGUGCCCACUUCGGACGUGUUGCAAAAUGUAGCUGACCAAGAAAGGGACGCGAAAUCAGAAGCGGCUCGAGGAAAGCACUCACUUGAAGAGGCACUUCCUUGGCCGCAAGACGGACUCGCGGAGACUUGCUUGGAUUCCAAGGCGUAUCCUUUGAUCAAGAAGAGCUUGCAAAAGUUCUGGCUCGGGUAUGUUGGGUGGAUUCCAAAUGAAGGUGUGUACGAUAUGGCUUGGUAUCCGGGCAAAGCAACGGGGUACAGAGAGAGUCAAGAAAGAUCAGCUUGGGUGAAGACUGCAAGGCAGCAACUGAUGUCGGGCGAGAACCACUCAAGUCUCACAGAGAGGGCUGAUCGAGUAGGAUCGCCCUUCGUUCAGCGCUGGCUGGACACCCAUCGUCACACUCUUAAGCUUCUCACCACCAAAACAGCACAGCCAUUUCUUCAAGACACAACAACCCCGCAACAAAGCGCAGUACGCCACCCGACCACUGUCAUGAAGCUAACCGUCCCGGAGAUCUCCAUGCGCAGUCGACUCAAGAGGCACACUCUUACCGACACGCCCAAAACACCUAAGAAACCAUCUCGUUCCAAGACUGAUGGGGGAAACGGAGAAGCUGACGAUGCAGGCGAAGGGUCCGACGAAGAAUUCGCCAACGAAGACGAAAAUGCCAUUGCUGCGUUCGAUGCGAACCAAGAGCCUAUCAACCUCGACGAUCCCAAGUUUGCCAAUAUCCCCAACCUUGGCAUCGAAGAGAAAGGUCCACAGACUGGUGACGUGCUGCACAUUUCAGUCGGGCCAUCGGGACAAGAGAGACCAGUGCAAAUCCCACGGGGCAUGUCAGAACGGCUUGACAGAAUGGGCGUAGUGCCGGAUGAAGGUCAUAUAAUGAAUGCCGGAGGCCAUGUCUACGAUCUAGGUUGGGUUCCUGUGCCAGUGCAUUUGAAUACGGGCAAAGAGUACUUUGUGGUGUCUGCAGCCGGGUCGAAGGCGCCAAUGACGCUUGUUGGGCAGAAGCAACAACGUCCUGCGCCUGCAAGCUUGCAGGUUUGGAGCGUCUCUCCAGACUCGCCUGCAGCUUCUGACGGUGGGAAAGGGAGCAAAGGAGAAGCCAAACUGGAGAUGGUAGUGUGUCAUGAAAUGGGAGCGGCGUACAAAGUUGCAUUCUGUCCGAUCGGCCAUGACUAUUCUGCUCAUGGAGUAGAAGAGCAAGGGAUGCAAGGCAGGCUGCGUCGAUUAGGCCUUCUAGCAGGAUGCUUUGCAGAUGGCAGCCUAUCCAUUUUUUCCAUCCCCAAUCCUGACUCCAUACGCGCUGCUCAAACCAAGUCAAAAGCCAAGGCCUCCGCAGAUACACCUCUCUACAUCCGCCUCGACCCCAUCCUCACACUCGAACACCUGCACCAAUCAGCCACCUCUCUCUCCUGGGCUGGAGGAGAACUCCUCGCCUUCGGUGGAUCCCAAGGUUGGAUUGGAGUUUGGAACAUUGGUCGUAUACUACGUAAUCCCUCCCGCUCCAUCCCUCCACCGCCACCAGACUACGUCAUCCGAGCCCACCGCUCCGCUAUCACCGACUUGACUUUCAUCCUCGCCCCACCCAUCUCCUCCUCCGGCCACAUCCUCCACACUUGCCUCCCCCAAACUCUCUUCUCCGUAUCCCUCGAUGGCUGGACAGCAUACAUCUCCCUCCCCCGCUGCAGCGCUACCUCGAUCGAACGGUCUCGUGCAGUCCACUAUGCAUGCACUUUCUCACCUUUCACCGGUGGCAGCCUCGUUCACGAAAUGGCAGACGGCUCCAUCGCUCACUACUCCCUUCGCCCGGAGGAGAUGCUUCGUUCGCGUUCGAUCUCCCACACACCCUCCCGAGUCCUCUCGCUGUCCUGCUCUGCUUUCCACCCGAUCGUAGCAGCAGGCACAGCUCAUGGUGAGGUGAAACUCGCCAACAUCUUCCGUACUCUGCGAAGGAGUCAGCGUAACCAUGUACCCAUCUACCAACAGGUACUGGACAGGACAACGGGGGAAUUGACGGUGAAGCAUCACUUGUUGGCGGAAGUGGCGAACAACGCCGAACCGAAAAAGUGGGCUAUUGCACAAUGGCACCCCUCCCUAGCAGUGACUGGGGUAGAGUGGAAUCCAAAUCUAGGCCGAUGUAGGUUGCUAUUGAGUGGCACUGCUGGGGGGAUGCUAAAGGUUGACUUUGUUAAACCUCCUUACGAAAGCUAA